AUGAUUUCAAUCCAAGAUUUUCCACCAAAAUUACCUUUCCAAACAUUUCGAAUUGCUUUCGUUAUUCCGUACUUUGUUUUCAUCGCAUUUUCCUUGGAACCUCCAAAAACAAAAUUAAGAUACUUUAGCCUGAUCGUUAUAAUCAUAUAUUUACUCGCACUUCCACUCGUAUAUCGAGGAGAAUAUGAAGAGAUCGAGAUAUCGCCAAUAGCAGCCUUAGCAUUUGGUUGGAGUUUUAAGAUGAUGAUUUGGUUAAAAAGAUGUUUAUACGCCGAGAAAGAAAAACAAAUAGGACCGUUUUAUUUGACGAUGUUCUUCUGGAGGACAUUACCAAAUGAUGACACGAAAGUUAAGAAAAAGGAUUCAAAGUUGACGAUAAGAGAGAUAAAUCUGAAUAUAAUUCAACGCGUUGCGUUAGUUUUUCUUAAAUGGGGCUUAUUCGAAAUGUGUUAUAGGUGGUUAACGUAUAAUGUCCCCGACAUACCUGAAGAAAGUUAUCCGGUUCGAAUUUUCAAUUGGGUCACUAAAGGGAUUCCAGCUCUAAAUCAAUUUUUAUUGCUUUAUUACGCUGUUGAUUUCUUAUCACCUUAA
Molecule: messenger RNA, 591 nt
Organism: Funneliformis caledonium
Lineage: Eukaryota; Fungi; Glomeromycota; Glomeromycetes; Glomerales; Glomeraceae
Source: the annotation of a GenBank genome assembly